UCGCCGUCUCGAUUCAGUCUGCUGUAGCGAUUAGUUCGUAAAAGAGUGAUCACUGUUAUUCCCAAUACAGCCUGUGAAAUUUUAAACAGAAGUCGUUCUCGGAUCAUAAAAAGUAUCGUCCAUAAAGAGGGUUAGCGUGAGAGUGAAGAAAAAAGUGGAAUAAAAAGUGUCGAAAAGUCGAACUUCGAAUCCAUUUCAUCACUUUGUUAUGAAAAAUUUUAAUUCCGAAUCGUGACUGUAAGGCUUCAUUGAAAAUCGUUUCUUUUCAGCAGAACGAAAGUGGCAAAUGUGAAAUCCAUCGUUCCAGGUAGCUCGGAAAAUUUCGUGCACAAUCGCGAAUCAAACUUGAUACAUUUAUUUAAAAAAUGGAAAUUCGCGGACAUAGCAUAAAAAUGGAUUUAACGAUAUUGGCGGCUCUGUUACUGCAAACUGUUUUUUUGGUUACCGGUGUUUCCAGCUUUUGCGUUCUUGUACCGAACGAAGACAUGCUCGAGUAUUCUUGUACGGGAGGUUCGCCGCACGAUUUUUACGUAAUACCUAAAGUAACUGAAAAAAUUCGUAUUACGAACAUGACUAUUCCGCGCAUCACGAAAGAAACGUUUUCCCGUUUCGGUGAAAAUCUUUGGGUUUUGACAUGCACGCAUUGCGGAAUAAAAGAUAUCGAGCCUGAUGCAUUGCAGAGUCUCGUUAACCUUCAACAACUGCGUCUCGACAACAAUCAUCUGAGAGACGUAAAAUCCGCAUGGUUCGUUGGAAUGAAGUACCUGACGUACCUCGAUUUGAAUUACAACGAGAUCGAACGGAUCGAGGACGGGGUGUACGCGAAUCUGCCGAGUCUCGUUGAUUUCCGUAUAUCCGGAAACCGCCUGGAAUGUUUGAACGUCGAAGCGAUGUCGAAUCUCGCUGAUUUGAAACGAAUAUUUUUGAACAAAAAUCCCGAAUUCAAAUGUCCGAAUGCGGUGUCCAAAUUUUUGGAAGACCGCGAAGUUAGUUUUGAGAAAGACCCCGAAUGGCGAAAUAUCCAUCGAGAUCUUGUCGAAACUCCAGGUGGCAUGAGAGAUUGGUCGACACGACCGAUAAAUCAACCCACAACUUCAGCGUAUCACGAAAAAUUAGUAUCGACAACAGAAGAUUUGUACGACGAUUACGAGUACUUCACAGAAUCCCCGGAUCCGUGGCAUCCGAAAAUUCCGGUUGCUACCGAUCGCCAAGUUUUCACGUCUACGCAGUCGCCCUAUCCGAAAAACUGGCCGACUCCAUCGCCGAACAACGUCGAUCAAACGAGUCCAAGUUGGCCAGCAUCAUCGUCGCCUCAUCCGAAUCCAACUUCCGGUUGGCCCACCGCAUCGCCGCCAUAUUAUCCUCCGAGAAAUUGGCCUACGCCUGAGCCCACUUAUCGCCCCGAAACUGAAAAAUCGUCGUGGUCAAACGUCCCUCCGUCAAGAUACGAUUACGACCGAACCAGCUAUAGACCCGAAGUCAUUGUCUCGCCUCCUACGGAGCCUAUCGACAACGGACGACUGAGCAAUGCUAACGGGCCUUUUUACAUCGAUUCUGGAAACUUGCCAGUCACUAACGAGCCGAAUAAUAAUUUUUCACCACCAAGUUUCGAAUUGACUGACUACUCGUCUGAAGUUUACUCCGAGAUCGAGUAUCCUCCGAUUGAUCGCAUCGGUUCGAGCGCCACAACGAAGCCACCGUCAAACAGUGGCUAUCCGAUGAACGUGCACUCUCCGACUUGGCGUCCAUCAUCAUUGCCGCAAGAUUAUUAUGAGCCACCACGAGCGUCCGAAGACUUCUCGCAACCGCAGCUUCUCAACAAAUUUCAGCAAGUCCAGGAACCCAACGCAGUUACGGUUGUCACAGAUAUCAAAACGACCACCGACAAACCGUUGCCCGAAUGCAAUGGCUCGUCCACCGUGUUUAGACCCUCAUUCGCAAUCGUCGCCAUCGCCCUUAUCCUUUUUCCAUUUGCAACGAUUUUCAACAAUUGAGAGAUAAAUCGAAGAGAGAAAGAGAGAGAGAGAGAGAGAGUUCAUGUCGAAUCGCCACAAAGUUACGCGGAUAAAAAUUCUUUUUAGACUGAUUAUUUUAACCCGGGACAAAUUUUCGGGCAUUGCUAUCUAGUUAAUUUAACGAUAAACUUUCGACACUUGCAAUAUUUUUUUGGAAUGAACAAAUGGAAAAAAAAGAAGAAACUU
Venturia canescens is the source of this 2201-nucleotide messenger RNA. RefSeq names its product pollen-specific leucine-rich repeat extensin-like protein 3. NCBI's taxonomy places the organism in Eukaryota, Metazoa, Arthropoda, Insecta, Hymenoptera, Ichneumonidae. The record is from RefSeq and is a predicted model, not a curated record. Gene Ontology annotation, molecular function: protein binding. The transcript has a single exon. The coding region runs from base 366 to 1994 and encodes 542 amino acids.